Molecule: messenger RNA, 243 nt
Organism: Talaromyces amestolkiae
Lineage: Eukaryota; Fungi; Ascomycota; Eurotiomycetes; Eurotiales; Trichocomaceae
Exons: 2
Coding region: 1-243 (80 amino acids)
Biological process (GO): DNA-templated transcription
Cellular component (GO): RNA polymerase III complex; RNA polymerase I complex; RNA polymerase II, core complex
Molecular function (GO): zinc ion binding; DNA-directed RNA polymerase activity; DNA binding
Source: RefSeq, a predicted model, not a curated record
AUGUCCCGCGAAGCAUACCAAGUCCCCGCCCUUGACAACCAAAACGCCUUUGGGAACAGCGCCGGCGCUGGCGGUGCUGGUGGUUAUGCUCAACCACAAGUGCAAUCCGUGCGAUACAUCUGUGGUGAAUGCGACGCAAAAUUUUCGUUGCCGCCUAAUGCGACGUUGCGGUGCACGGAGUGCGGACACCGUAUAUUGUACAAGGAGCGGACGAAGAGAAUCGUCCAGUUUGAGGCACGAUGA